Molecule: messenger RNA, 2573 nt
Organism: Anthonomus grandis grandis
Lineage: Eukaryota; Metazoa; Arthropoda; Insecta; Coleoptera; Curculionidae
Product: anoctamin-3-like
Exons: 17
Coding region: 67-2511 (814 amino acids)
Biological process (GO): chloride transmembrane transport
Cellular component (GO): plasma membrane
Molecular function (GO): chloride channel activity; protein dimerization activity
Source: RefSeq, a predicted model, not a curated record
UUGACAGUGUCGUAUAAUUAAUGACACUGUCAAAAUCCGCGGAAACUUUUAAAACACUCAAAGGCAAUGUCUUACUUUCCAUGUUUCAAUGAUGGCAAGAGAACCAUCGAUUUCAUUUUAGUGUACAAAUCGUCCGCACUAAAUUCAGAAAUUAUCACAAAACAUCAUGAGAAUUUUCUGAAAACUUUGGAAACCUUGGGGGUGGAGUUCGAAGCAGCCGAAUUCUCCGUAAAUCCAGACGUAAUCUUUAUAAAAGUCCACCUUACGGACGAAUGUAUCAGCACGUUCGCUCCACUGUUCGACAUUGAUUUGGCUUACAACAGCUUCGCCUACAGACCGUACGUCCCACCACCAAAAAAAUGGCUUUCUACAGCCUUGACCAGACCUAAUCCCAAUGAUCCAGAUUAUGCCAGGGCCCCGGAGACUUUUAGCGGUGAAAUCCCCAAAUCUCCCACUUCCGGGGAGCGUAUAAUGAUCGUCAAGGAAUUGCUUAACCGAUGCGUGUGGGGCGAACGCAGAGGCAACUACGGCAUCGAGAGGCUGAUUAAAGCCGGGGUGUUUAUAGAUGCUUUUCCUUUGCACGAUGGCGACUUUAAGUGGACAGACUCUGGCCCGUUAAACGACCGCCAGAUCUUGGCCCGUUAUUGGGGUUCAGCACAAAACUGGACCAAAGCCCAACCCUUAACCCUGGUUGAAAAGUAUUUCGGAACGGAAUUCGCCCUCUAUUUCGCCUGGUUGGGGAUGUACAUAUCCGCCCUCAUACCAGCGUCGUUCCUAUCUGUUUUCGUAAUUCUUUAUGGGGUGUUAACGAUGUUCACCGAGUUAAACAAUCAAGGGAAUAACAUCUGCAAAAGUGAUAUUAUCAUGUGCCCACGUUGCCAUUUUAAGGAGUGCCCCAUGGAGUUGCUGAGUAAUUCCUGCUACAUCGCAAAGGCGACUUAUUUGUUUGAUAACUGGGUGACCGUCCUGUUUGCUGGGAUUAUGUCUCUAUGGUCCACGAUUUUCAUUGAGUUCUGGCAACGCGAGGAGGCCGUUUUGGGGUUGAAGUGGAACUUGAGAUCCCUAGAGACGGCCGUAACCUUGAGGCCCCAAUUUUUAGAAAAGGCUACCAAAAUGAAGUAUUCACCCGUAACGGAACGGAUGGAGCCCUACAUUCCUAAGAAAAAGUUGGCUGUCAGAUAUAUGUUGACGUUUGUUUCCCUGUUUUUACUGCUGUUGAUAAUGCUGGCGGCCACGUUCGGAGUGAUGAUUUACCGGCUAACGGUGAACGUGGUGCUAAUGAAAACCCACGAACUGGAAGUGCUGAACAACAAAUACAAAACGAUGGUGGCGUCCAUUACCGGAGCCGUCAUAUCUGGCGUUUUCAUUUUUAUUUUUAAAUGGGUUUACGAGAAAAUCGCUAUAGGACUGACGGACAUGGAACACCACCGCUCGCAUCACGCCUACAAUAACGCGUACAUUUUCAAAAGUUACGCGAUGGCGUUCGCCAAUAACUACGCGGCCUUAUUUUAUAUCGCUUUUUUUAAGGGUAAAUUUUAUACUCAUCCGGGCGACCUGGAGAAUUUCAAGUUCGUUGGGGGGAUCAAUACCGAUCAGUGCGAUCCCUCGGGAUGCGUAGUGGACCUGGCGAUCCUUCUUAUCAUCAUUAUGGUGAUGAAAGCGCUUGUGAGCAACGUUUGCCAGGUCGUACUUCCUAAACUGGUGAAGUUUUUCAAAUUUACUGAGAAACGAGUGGCAUCCGAAGCGGAGAUCCCCCAGUGGGAGAACGAGUAUCUUCUGCCGGAAACUGAAGACUUUUUUAUCGUCGGAGAGUAUAUGGACAUGGUGAUCCAGUAUGGAUUCGUUAACUUUUUCGUCAUGGGGUUUCCUUUGGCACCAUUGCUCGCAUUACUCAACAAUUUGGGGGAGAUUAGGGUGGACGCGAGUAAAGUCACCAAGAGUUACAGACGACCAGUUCCAGUUAAAAGCACUGGAUUAGGUGCUUGGUUGGGAAUCCUAACUGCCACCACCUACAUUGGCGUCGUCACUAAUGCGCUCGUAAUAGCCUUCACAAGUAACUUCAUGGACAACGCCAUCUUUACGAUCCUUCACGGAUCUCUGUCACCAGGGCUAUUGAAUAUGACUUUGUCAGUCUAUGACAUGAAAGACUUUCAUUUGACCCGCUCUUCCACAGAAGGGGACAUUAAACAAUGUUAUUAUCAAGGCAAACGCUACCCACCGGAUCAUCCCAAGAGGUAUCAGAGGCGCGACCAUUACUGGCGCGAUCUAGCGAUCAAGUUUGCUUGUGUGGUAAUUUUCGAGCACAUAGUGGUUAUAGUAAAAGGAGUUGUGGCCUACGCUAUACCGGACGUGCCGUUUUCCGUGAGGCAACAGGUGAUGCACGACGAACAGCAAAAGAAAAAGGCGCGAAUAAGGGAUUUGAAUCAGCAGUACAUGAAACGCAGGCGAGCCUCCAUGGAAAACGACGAACAGCGUAGAAAAAGUGUUUUUAAUGAUGCCUCUAACAAUUAAAAGACUCAUGUUUAAGUGUUUUACCGAUAAGGGUUUAAAUAAAUAUUUUUCAGUCUUUAGAA